This is a messenger RNA of Perca fluviatilis (European perch), 2646 nucleotides long. RefSeq lists its product as uncharacterized. The record is from RefSeq and is a predicted model, not a curated record. The coding region runs from base 103 to 1383 and encodes 426 amino acids. The transcript has 8 exons. NCBI's taxonomy places the organism in Eukaryota, Metazoa, Chordata, Actinopteri, Perciformes, Percidae.
CGUACGGUAGUGUUUACGUCGUCAAUCAACAUAAUACACAGAGUGCGAAUGCUUUUCAUUAAACCCGCCGUGUUGAAUUUAAAAUUUUUAUUUUGAGCUGUAAUGGGGACUGAGCGGGGUUACAUCGUUGCCUCGCUCUCUUUAUGUUCCGUGUAUUUAGUCUAUGUUCACAUUUACCGUUCUUGGAAGUUGUUGAAAACGAACGUACUCAGCGACGAGAACGUGCCAGGUUUCGCGUAUCUUUACAUCAAAUAUGUGACGAAAGCCGUGACUCGGAGGACAGGAGUUUUGUACACCGCAACUACAAAGAAGCAUCAAGUUGUUUACACGGUCCUUAACUGCAGGCUGGAGACAUCCGUGUUGAGGAGGUUCUGCAGCGCUGCAGGAUAUGGUUGGGAUUAUCCAGACACAGAAUAUAGAGACAUCCCACUAUGCUUCCCUGAGAUUCUCUGCCGCAGACUGCUGCUUAUGGUGCUAACUGAUGAAAACUUCCGGCUCAGUCCAGCAGGUCUGGUUCGUGUGCGUCAGAGUUUGAAAACCCUUCAGCCAGUUGAUGAACUAAAGAAGGGUCCGUUCACGCUGCAGGUUCGAGUCCUGGAGUACCGGCAAAUAGACGCAGGGGUGGAAGUCGACAUCGGUCUGUCUGCCACGUCUCGUACCAGAAGCUCCGUGUGGGAGAGCGUCCUGACACUGCUGUCCAAAAACAAGCUCCGAAAAGCCGGCAGAUGCAUAUCCAAGAAUGAACGCCAACCGGAUGAGCCUGUGCCAGAAAAUGUGAAGCAGAUAGAGCUCAGAGUUCCCAGGACUACCGGCCUGCAGUGUGUAUGGUCCUUCUCAGACUACUCCCCCUAUUGGCUCCUCUCUCUACCGGCCCGUCUCUUCGGCUACAGGUCGCACACCGCACCCAGUCUCUGGAUGCUCUCUGUCUGCUUGGCUGAAAUAGAAAAGCACAAAGGGGUUGGAGUCAUCACAGCUCCCAUCAACGUCACUGCCCAGUUUGAGGAGCCUCUGUUUGUACCAGGCAGAGUGGCCAUCAAGUUUUGGGAAAAGACCAAAAAUAGGAGUCAGUCUCCUGCCCAAGGCCUCAGUUUUCAAUUGCAGCCACAUGGAAGCGACAUAUCUCACAUGAUGGGAUUGAUUUCUAGCAGUCCCUUUUGCCCCAUCUUAGUGGUUAAGGUGAUGCCCUUGAAAUGCAUUGGGGUCUCUCCUCACAGGUUCAAGUCCAGCACACAACGACCACUGGUGGAAACUACCUUUGCUGCGAGAGAUAGAUUCCAGACGGAGGAGAAAUCACUUUCACCAGCUGUACAGUUCACGGACACAUGCUGGCUCAUCCCACAUCUGCCAUGUGAUUUUCAUUACAGCAACUUGGGGAAGAGUUAGACUGUGGAAGCCUCAAGUGCGCCAAGGGAAAAAAUACAUGAAGAAGCAAGGAAAAGGCAACACUGCUGCCAGCAUCCCCCUCUCUUCCCCACCAGGGAGCAGCAGUGUGCAGGUCUACCAUGACUACCAGAGUGUGGCUUUUAAGAUGUAUCCUGGGAAUGGUCAUGCUUUAGAAAAUGGCUCUCACAACAGGAGAGACGGAGAUGGUACCGGCAAGAUGUCCUCUGUUCCAGACAUCAUCUCUGACAGCCAGGACCAGAUGUACAGGUACAGCAUGAGAGACGACAGCGUUGAAAGGAACUCCACAUCGAUGAUUGAUUCGAGCAGCCAGGCCUAUUCAGGGCCAGAGGACAACUCCACAGACCCACAUGAGGCCCUGACAGAGACUUCAACUCUGACCUUUGUGGAUGUCCACACCAUGGAGGAAUCAGCAGAGAACCACAGUCUCCACGGUGUGGCGAUGGUUUACCUCAAAGAGUUUGUGCUGAUAGAUGAUGAUGAUGAUGGAGACAUGUCGCUAAGAGAGAAAACAGUGACAGACUUGUCCGUCAUGGAUGGAAAAGCUGCUGACCUGGUGUGUGGGAGGCUGUUGUCCACCUCUAGUGGCUCAGUGUCAGAGUGUAAGGAGGAAUCUCUGGCUCCUGAAGCACCUCCGCCUGGGGAAGUUGAGACUGCACGUGGAAAGAAACGCUGCUGUUUCUGCACUGUUUUAUGACAAAGCAGCAGUUUUUUGUGUCCAAGAUCAGGACUGUAAAGCUGUCCAGGACUCUUUUCUGAUCACUCUGGCAAACCUUUACUACAUACUACUGGGUUUAUAUUGUAUGUGUGUUCCUGUUGAAAUGCAGAGCACAUUUAUAGGUAUGGUACUUACAUACUUUAGUGUGAUUUUGUUUUCAAAUUUCUUCUUUUACUCACAUUUUCCGGCACUGAUUUUACAGAGCCAUUAUUGUAAAUUAAAAAACAGCAUUCAAACAGCAUUCAAACACACAUAUUUUUUGUUUAUCUCAAAUGUCAGCAACUAAUGUGUUUUGUAACACUCAUUAUUUACGUAAUUAUGAAAUGUAUGUAUAAGAGCUGUAAUGCUUUCCAAUCAUUAAUUAUUUUUAAGUUUAACAAACAUACCUCUGAAGUCUAUUAUACAAUUGUGAUACUAAAAAAUGCAUGUUCCAGUAAUAUUUGAUAUUAAUAACAGACUUUGAGAUAGCUACACAGGUCUACAAAAAUCAGGUGCUAAUGACAAAUAAAGAAAUCUCCAACGACCAA